Messenger RNA from Durusdinium trenchii, 1902 nucleotides. The record is from the annotation of a GenBank genome assembly. NCBI's taxonomy places the organism in Eukaryota, Dinophyceae, Suessiales, Symbiodiniaceae.
AUGGAGUGUCGGGCAAUAGGUCAGACUCAGGUAUGUUUUUGCCUUGUUCUGCCUUCGAAGAAGCCGCAGGUGUGUCCUGGAGCUCCCGAACGGGAGGAUGAUGGUCCUAGCUACGCCUUGUUGCGCUGUGAACAACUUGAUGUCAGUAGUCAGUCGAUGACGGGGCAGGGACGCAGCCGUGCCACGCUCCAACGUUUGGAGCGGCCCUUGGAUGCCAAGGUGGUCCAGAGAUAUGUGCCCUACGCCGUCAGGAGGAAACUCAAAGAGCAGUCGGAGGCUUUGGUGCUCGGCCUGGAACCGGAAAUGCGCCGCGUCUCCGUGAUCUUCCUCUCCAUCCGAGGUUUGAAUCCUGGUGGUGUUGGCAAAGACCAGGACGUGGAACGCACACAACUGGUGGUCCAACUGCUGCAACAAGCUACCUAUGCCUUCGAAGGUAGUGUCAACAAGUUCUUGGUGGAUGAUAAAGGGAUGCUUUUGCUUUGCGGCUUUGGGCUUCCACCCUUGAAUCACUACAUCGAUGAUCCGCUCCGUGCCGUCUUAGCGGCCUCACGCUUCUGUGACACACUGGCGGAAGAGGGCUUGGAGGGCCAAUGUGGAGUGGCCACCGGCACUGUGUGGUGUGGCACCGUGGGCAGCACCAUCCGGCGUGAGUACACCGUCUUAGGGGACACGGUGAACUUGUCUGCGCGCUUGAUGGCGAAAACGGACCGAAACACCGUGCUCGUGGACGCAGAGACCUUUCGGUCUUGCCGGAGUAAGUUGUCCUUUGACUGUUUGGGCGCGAUCCACGUGAAAGGCAAGAAGGAUCAGGUCGAGGUCUAUCGCUUCAACGGACAGCUACUUCCACGUCGCGACCGAGAGCGGAAAGGGCUGACCGCUUCCUUGUUGUCUUGGGAAGAGUGGCCCACCAAGGAGGAGCUCAUCUCGGCACUGGAUCUACAACUGGAGAACGGAGGUGGCUUGGUCUUAGUCCACGGGGGUCCCGGAAGCGGCAAGACGGAGUUGGCCGCGCACGUCCGCGCCUGGGCCAACGAGCAUGACCUGACCGUGCUCGCUGGUCAAAACCAGAGUCCCACCGGGACGAUCACGGUGCCGAGGCUUUGUUGGCAGGAGGUCUUCGGGGCCUUGCUGAAGGAAGCGCGUGCCGAUCCGUUUUGGAAUCCGAAGAAUGAGUCGGCCAACGAUCGGGAGAUCUUGCGACGGCUCCUAGACGUGGCCGGCGCCACGAAGGAACUGCUGGCGUGGUUGCCCGUGCUGCGGCUAUUCUUUCCCGGGCUUUACUUUGGGCCCAACGUGGUGAACGCCAUGGUCGAACGGGACGACCUGCAUGCGACGCGGCCUUCGCGGGUGGUCACGCUCUGCAAGAUGUUGAUCAGUGCCUUUGCGAGGCACUCGACCACCAGCAACGGCACCGUGGUUCUGCUUCACUUGCGUCGUUCCACCUCCUUCUUUGGCCAAUCAGAUGACUACGAUGAGAGAAUCGUGGAUGGGAUCAUGGAGCUCACGGAGCUUCGAGGCGCCAAGCCGUUGAUCUUUUGCCUGGUCGCCCGGGAGGCGGGACUGCCCUCCAAGGCGGUUCAGCCACGUGCGAGGCAAGUCAGCGGCGAAGUGCGAGUCAACAACCUCUCGCUGGACCUCACUGAGAUGUAUGUCCAGCACAUGGUCCAAGCGACCGAGGGCGUCCACCCAGACCUCCUUCAGUACAUCUUCGAGAGCAGCGGCGGGAACCCCUACGGCACCCAGCUGGUGCUCUCGGAGCUCCAGCAGCGAGGCACCGUGCAGGUCCUCGAGGGCCGCCUGGAGAUCGAUGGCACGGGCCGCCUGCGUCAGGAGUACCCACAGGUGCUCAUUGGCAUGGCCUUGGCCACCUUUGAGAAGUUGCCUCAUCGACAGCAGGACUUG